Molecule: messenger RNA, 399 nt
Organism: Prunus armeniaca (apricot)
Lineage: Eukaryota; Viridiplantae; Streptophyta; Magnoliopsida; Rosales; Rosaceae
Source: the annotation of a GenBank genome assembly
AUGAGAAGAAAUCCCAAUUGGAAUGUGGGGCAACUUCAAGAUGAGUACCAAGUGUACAGGGCAAGAAAAUUGGCUAAGAAGGUCAUUGAAGGUUCAUACAAGGAACAAUAUGAGAGAUUAUGGGAUUAUGCAAAGCAAAUUAAGAAGACCAACCCUGGAAGUACUGUGGGUUUCUUAGAAGUGUGUAAGCCUAUCGUAAGUGUUGAUGGCUACCACUUAAAAGGACCCUGGUCAAGGCAGAUCUUAACUGCAGUUGAUGUUGAUGGAAACAAUGGCUAUCACACAGGACUUGGUUUGAAACAUUUGCUAUGGCCUGCUGCGAGGGCAGCCACAUUGCCUUGGUGGGAAGCAGAGAUGGAUAAUAUGAAGAAGAAGGAUCCAGAUGCUUGGGGUGGCUAA